CACCAAGAGAAGGUACAGAGCGGGGAAACAAUUGCUAGGCAACAGUGCUGCAGCAAGAGCAAAAAGGCUGAGAGUCAGCAGCAUUUGUGUCACUAUUCAGCCCUGUAAGGCCAUAGGCUUAUGUACUCCAUUAUGGCCAUUGAUAAUUAAUUACCCACUUUGUUGUUUUGUUGUUUUUUUUUAAUUCUCUUUGAUAUUUCUUGUGGAAAUAGGGAAGAUUUUGGUGGACAUAAAAGGGGCCUAAACUGAGUGGAUUAAUGUGGUACGUAUUUCAGAGCCCAAAGGAAGGGAAGAGCCUUUACCUCGAUGAAGGAACUCUUUAAGUGAAAGGAUAAAGGGUUGGAAUAUAAAAUGGGCAUGUAGUAAAUGCAUUCGUUGGUAAGGAGGAAAAUGGGCCUACGUGACAAACGUUGGACACUGGAGAAAAUAAUUAAGCCAAUAUUGCACUCAAACCCUAUUUAUGGACAACGAGGAAGGGCUUCAUUAAAAAGCCAAGAACAUGAUUGACUGAAGAGUGGUGUUCGUACCAUAGUAAUCACCUUCCAUAUAGCAAAGCUAAAGGAUCCUCUGUGUGGACAUGUGACUCUGUGGAGGCCGUGUUUACCAGUGUCAUGGGGGUGAUGGAAAGCAGGGAUGUACUUUGAAAUGCUCAGGUGCCAUCGGGUUAGAAGCACCUUAAGUGGAAGGUGGAAGGCACUGUAGUUUUCAUUGCAUGAAGAUAGUCUCUAUGCAAGUUUAGAGUGGGAAAGGUUUGAGAGUGCUUCUAACAGUCUUCAUAGCUGUAUAACGUAUACGUGGACCCCCACAUGUCCCAGCAGUAUGAAGAAAUGCAUUGAGCACUAAGGUUGGAAGAGCCCUCUGUGCUCAGCUGGCCCUCUGCUGUGGGCUGCACGGUGACUGCAGCUCAGUUCCAGGUGCCGUGUCGGGGAGGUCCCGGGGCACCUCGAGGCGUUGGAAGCAGCAUUUUGGGGGUGAAACUGAUGUACCUCCCUAACCGGGUCUGUUAUGUUUCACUACAGCCCCGCUGCUGCCGGGAAGCCGCGCCGCCUUCAGCCCUCCCGGCUCCGUGCCCGGGGGGCGGGCGGCGAGAAGGCGGCGGGGCCGGGACCCCUCCGUGCUGCCCGGGGGCUCCCCCCGCGGCGAGGCGGGCGGCGGGGAGGUGCCGUGCGGGUCGGUCAGCGCGUCCCCUCCCCGCUGUCUGUGGCCCGGGCCGAGCUCCGCUUCCCCUGCCGCCGCCAUCGGGAAGCCGGGCUGCGCUCUGCGGCCAUGGCGACACGUGAUGCUCACCUGUAUUCGCUGUUCUGCACCGUCUUGCAAAACUGUGCCCCAAAGGGGAGGUGAUGUUGGGCAAGGCCCAGACUGACACCAUGUGGAUGCAGCCUUUGGAGGAUCCUCCUGUGAACGUGUUUCUCUGGGCCCUGUACAGAAGGCAUGGCUGAGACUCAUGGAAUCAUUGAAUAUCAUGAGUUGGAAGGGACUCAUCAGGAUCAUUGAGUCCAACUCUUGGCUCCAGACAGGGCUGCCUUGUGUCGGCACUUCAGUCCUUGUUCUGCUGCUCACUUCCUGAGAUACUUUUGAGGCCAUUGGGUUUUUGCCUAUGGUUGGAGUCUUCGUUAUCCUCCUUUCAGUCCUCCAUCAACAGAAAACUCUCCUUUGAAAAGAGAGGUGGGCUCUCAUGCCUGGAACAGGAAGGGAGAAGAAAACAUUACAACGAGGAGCCUAGUCUUCAUGAUGGCCUUGCUUUCUGAAUUAUAAGUGACAUGCUGGUGAAACUGAACAUCUGAUCUCCAGAUAUCAUCAUAGUAUUAACCAUGGCAUCUGAGGCUGCUCAGAGUUUUCUUCAGCCGCUCUCUUCUUGGUUGUCUCAAAUAUACGAAGCUAUCCAACAAGCAGGAGACUCUAUAUCUGCUUCAUUGCUGAAUUUGAGUGGAGUGGGUCGUGAGUCAGAAGAAGGUAGAAACCAGGGCUUGGAGGUCAGUGGAGUAUCUUAUGAGGAUUAUUCUGUGGAAUCAGAAGAUGAAGGACACAUGGACCUGCGGGAUGACGAAUACAUAUGCCCUGGAGAAGAUGGUCACAUUGCAGGUCGUGAUCUUGCUUCACAGGCCCUCCCUUGUGGCUCUGACAUGAGUCUACAGAGGCAAAAAUGGGUUAAAAAUACCUCCAGCUUACCAGGCCAGUGUGUUGUAAGGACCGAGCCUUUGGCUGCCAAUGGAUCGCAUUGGAUGAACGAAGAUCUCCAGCCACUUCCCACUAUCUCUGAAGAUGAAGGUGAGCCCUCUGCGAGGAUGAGAGGCCAUGAUCACAGCAUCAGCAUGGAUGGCUCUUUAGAAAUUAAUAAAGACAAGGCAAGUUUUGCAGAUCUGGAUGGACUAAGCCAGCUGAGUUACCAAGACAACCUAUCCUGUCGUGAAGAUGGCCAUAUAUCUAUUGAUUCAAGAACAACGGAGUGCAGGAGUGCUGGGCAGCAUACAGGGCCUAGGAUGGAGUCCAGCAUUGCUGACGGCUUCAGCCAGCAAGAUGCAGAAGGACCUUUAGAAUUGGAGGCAGCAUUUACCACCCAGGGACUUGAAGGAAAUGAUGCUACUGACAGCUCAUCAGCUUGGAGCCCUGAGGAGACUGAUGAGGUGAACAGCGAACCAGCUCAUCACAGUGUUCAUCAGCCUGUUUGUAAAUGUGGUGAUCUUGAUGUCAUCUUCAGUUAUAAAGCCUCAAGUCAAAAGCUUGUAGUUACUGUCUUGGAGGCCAGGGACAUCCCAGACAAAGACCGCAGUGGUGUGAACACUUGGCAAGUGCACACAGUAUUGAUGCCUAGCAAGAAACAGAGGGGUAAGACAAGUGUUCAGAGAGGACCCAUCCCCAUGUUCAAGGAUAACAUUACCUUUAGUAAGCUGGAGCCACAUGAGUUACGUGGCCAUGCUGUCCGUUUCCGCCUCUAUGCCGUGCACAAGGUGAUUGGAGAGAAGAUGAUGGGAGAGCAAUUCUUCUACCUGAGCAACAUCAACCAGGAAGGGGAAGUGAAGGUGACGCUGGUCUUGGAGCCAAGGAGUAAUUUGACCAGUGCAGACUCUCAGCUUAGUCUGUCAGCAAUCUCUCACAGUGAUAGCGCUUCUUCAACACAGUCCCUGUCGCAUGGAGGGGUGCCAGAGCUGCUUGUGGGCUUGUUGUACAAUGCCACUACGGGGCGGCUGUCAGUGGAGAUGAUCAAAGGCAGUCAUUUCCGAAACCUCGCAAUUAAUAGGCCACCUGAUACCUAUGGAAAGCUUUGCCUGCUCAACUCUGUGGGCCAGGAGAUGUCUCGCUGCAAGACCUCCAUCCGUCGAGGGCAGCCCAACCCCGUCUACAAAGAAACUUUCAUCUUCCAGGUUGCCCUCUUCCAGCUCUCCGAUGUCACACUAAUGAUCUCCAUAUACAACAAACGCAGCAUGAAACGCAAAGAGAUGAUCGGCUGGAUCUCCAUGGGGCAGAACAGCAGUGGAGAAGAAGAGCAAAGUCAUUGGCAGGAGAUGAAAGAGUCAAAGGGGCUGCAGGUCUGCAGGUGGCACACAUUGCUGGAGUCCUAAUGGUAACCAGGGCAGCCUGUAGAUCCUGGGACUGUGGGUUGUCUUCCCUCAUUCUCAGUCAGCAGGAAGCAGCUGUCCCAUGGCAAGCACUGUGCUCUGACAGGUCAUGUACUCUUUAACCUGACUUUUCAGUAUCAUCUGUCAAGCAUUAGAAGUGACAAGGCCUGGGAAGCAAGUUUAGUUUUUAUCUUUCCAGGUUGCCCUGCAUUUUCUACAUCCAAAUUAGUAACCUUAGGAAAAGCAAGGGCAAACCUACAAGAUCCUCCCUUUCUUGCUCAUUUUAUCAUAUGUCUAAUCAUCACAGUUUGAUUUUGAUGCUGUUUUCUUCUGGAGUAAAUUCUCUGAUCCUUUCCUUAUUUAUAUUAAUGAAGUCUGCAAACAUUCUUGACACGCAGAUAGCUCACAGAUAGGCUAAACUGCAUGCAGAUCACAUUUUCCUCUCUUUUAUUAUCUUAUUUUUUAAGUCCUAGAAAUGAACAUUUGGUAGCACUAUAGACUGGAUUUUUCAGGCAGCAUGGGAAAGCACUGUUGAAUACUCUGUCAACUUUAAAGUGCCUAGGCGUUAUUACUGUUUCUGAUACUAACUGAUAGUGUUUAUUUGGACUUAAUACUGCCAGUAUUCUUAAUUAGCAUCCCGUGCACUUGUUAGCCUGUAUUGCCACAGAGAUUGCAUGAGGGAUAACUAAUAGCGGUUUUAUAUUGUGAUUAUACAAUGCAUGUUUGGAUGCUUACUUGAAGUUCAAGGCUUCUGUCAUCAUGAAUACCAAAAAAAACAAAGACCAGAACAAGCUGCACGUCCACCUUUGUGCCUGAAUCACUCUUUUCUGCAUCACUGUUUUGAUUAUGUGUUAUUUUGUUCACUUGUAAAAGUGAGUUUCAUUCAGAAAAGCAUUUCUGUGAGCAUUAUACAGAAAAGCUUUUGAUCCACGAUUUCACUGUUGUUCAGUUAAGCACAGCUCAAGUUUGCUGAGGGCUCUUGUCCAAAUGGGCUAUCUGUAGUAUGUUUGGGAUCUGGAAAGAGAACCAUUUUUGGCAUGUUGAGCAGUAAAGAAUGCCAGACCAAGUCACCUCAUCUUUGGGACAGUCUCUCCUACAAGAGCAGGUAAAAUAGGAUCCAGGGGACCCAUGCCUAGAGGGGCAGCUUUCAGGGAGCAGGAUCCCUGGAUGAAGCGAUGGCACUUCAAGGUAGUUACUUUUCAGACCAUUUUGUUAUUUUCCAUUUUCAUCAUUUUUUUCCCAUUUCCAUCAGUUAAACUUGUAGAGUCAGUGGCAAGGGAAGAAGUCUUCAUUUGCUUGAUUUCUGAACAUUGAGCUCUCAUUAGCUGCUGGAAAACUGCAUGUGACGCAGCUGAGGACGUGGAUUCUCUAGGGCAGUGAUGGUAUGUAGACAGAAAGGUGCCAAGAUACUCACAUACCAUCAGCUACCUAAAUUUAAUUCCUGGAGCUCCUUAGGAGAGGAUUGGCAUUUCUUCAUCCCUUCUGAUGAUAGGAAGGAAAUAUUAUGCUGGAAAGGUUCGGGUUUUUUUGUUCUGAAUCACCUCGUGUUUUGUUUUUGUCGUUUACUAGUCUGGCACCAAAUUCCAUCUCUUGCACCACAGCUGUUUCCUUCCAUUCAAUGGUGCUGUGCAAGUUUCAGCAUUGGCUGUUAAACCAAAAUUGAGUCUGGGUGCUGGUUUGCAUCACACUCAGGCUAGUGAUCACCCACUGGGCAGUGGUGUGGUAGAUACAGGUUAUCAGUUGGUGUAAUACACACAGGCUUUGUCUGUCCUCACAUGGCAGCCCACCAAGUGAGGAUAAUCUCACAGAAGAAGAUUUCUGGUGUGGGUGAGACAGACCCUACAGAUCGUAUGUUCUUGUAUGUUCUUUACACUUACCUGCCUGGGCAUCAUUUUCCAGUGGGACUGGUGGCUGUCCUAUGCAGGAGGAUUGUCCUCCACUGCCUAGAUAAGCUGGCACAAUAUCUGCUUUGCACUACUGGGGCUUUGUAUUUCAAAUCAGGAUCUAACUCAAAAACAACUGCAUUUUUGACUGCACUGUUAAUUCUGCUGCGUUGCCAAUAGGAGAGAGAACAAGCAUCUGAGUGGUAAUAAGCAAACCAGUCUAAAUGUGGCUUUUUGCUUUCUUAAUCAUAUAUUUUUCUUCUGGAAGAAGUACAGAAAACAGACCAAAUCAAAAGGUGCAUUUGCUGAUUUCAGUCGUUUUCCAAUCUCUGCAUAAUUUUUCUGAACUGCAUGAAAAUGUAUAUACAAGUGUUUAUAAGUAAUUUUAUUAUCUGAGAUGUGUAUAAUAAACUUAUGCAGAUUCUCUUAGUAUCUUCUUGAACCUGUAAAGUGUUGCUUUAUGCUUAAUUUAAUGAUUAGCUAAGGGAAUGGUAUCAAUUGGUAGUAUGCUUCACAAGUGAACCGGGGAUAACCCUGAUUUAUAAUUGUGUGAUUAAAAAGAAUUAUUGGAAAGGUUAGCUUUAAAAAGCAACAAGGUGAGCUCAUUUGGGACAUACGUGCUGUUUUCAUACCUAGAUCUUUUCUGAAGAUGCAGCACAAACUGACAUCAGCAUCCAUAGAGUCUGUUGAUAUCUGAGCAUGUGUUAAAACUUCGCUCUCAGAUGGAAGCAGCUUCCCGCAUCAUUGCAAUAACGUUUUGGCCUGAUGUUUUACAAGAAAAUAAUGGUGGGAAGGAGAAAGGGAUGAGGUGGGGGGAGCACUGUUUGGAGCUGCUUCCAGAUCUGUUGGCACAUCCGUGCCUUGAGCAGAACAUGAGCAAAGUUCAUUAAAUUCCUACCGAAGCACGGAGGAAUUGAUGACUCUUGGGCUGAGUGGUGUUGGGGGUGCUCAUGUUUGCUAGCUGUAUUUCAGGACUUUGGUUAGUUUUCUGGUUUGUUUUUCUUUAGAGUAUUGACUGUCUGUGAAAUGAAGAAGGCUUAGCUGCAGCUCCCCUUUAUUUCAGAGCUCCUGUAAUUCUUUUCAUAGACAGAUUGAAUUAGUUAUUGUUAACAUUGGUACAGGCUGGCCUUGUGCUCCUGGUCUUUCACAUGUAAACACCACUGCCCUUUCAGUCACUGCUAUAACCCCUCGUUUCCUUUAGAAGUGGCUGAGAAAUCAGAAUUUCCAGGCAUGCUUCCAUUCCUUUGGAAUCCUGCCUCACACUUGGCUCUCCAUAGGUGAUAGUCACUGGAGCUGGGCCCUGUUCCCCUCUGGCUUCCAUCCCCAUGUGCACUGUGCUGGGUCCCUGCUCCUGUGGGGGCUCCAGAAGAGGAGGAGGGCCAUGGGGUGAGCAGCUGACCUGCUUCUGGGAAUGCUUGGGUGCUUGUAUGGCCUGACUAUGCAGUUAUUGCUGUGUAGUGCAGAAUAAUGCACGUUUUCUAAGAUAAUUUAUCUCCUUUGGCACCGCUGUCUGGAAUCCCCAGAGAUAAUAUUUGAAUUUUCUUCUCUAGGAGGGAGAAAGAAAAAAGCUCCAAAGCCACAAAACCUUUGUGUGGGAAGGAACUAACUGCACUGGCUUAAUCCCAGGAUGCUGUGGGCAAAGUGCUCUGGAUCCAUCUCUAUCUCGAGCAGCAUCACUCAGCUAGCUGCAGUCUGUUCCUUCCUUGGUCUCUGUCCAGCAGCACAUCCCUGUCCUGCUAGGCACUCUGCUGUUAUUUUAUUUCUUGUUUUUAAUGUGUAUUGACAACAGAACAGAAUGAUCUCACCACGUUUGUAUUCUCUGCAGUAAUGCCAACUUUCAACUGAUGCCCACAGAACCGAGUACCUCUUUUAGCCCACUGUGCUGCAGAGGUAGCUGACUGACGUGGCUGUUUGUGAAGGCUUUCUCUGGGCUGUCUGCAGCAUGAUUUGGUUAGUUUGGGUUUCCUUUCUACCACUGGCUUUAGUUACUCUGGCCCUACUGUGCAAUGCUCUGUCACAGAGUAAUGUGGCUGUGUGGUUCCUGGGGCAUGGAGGGCAAUGGGUGGAGGUAAGGAGCCUGAUUUGGCAGGGGGUUGGACUGGAUGGUGCCCAGAGGUCCCUUCCAACCCCUACAGUUCUGGGAUUGUGUGAGGUAAUUUGGUAUUUUUAGUGUCUGCGGAGCCUGAGGAGUUACUUGGUGCUUUACAUAAUUUAUUAAUCCACAGUCAUGAACGUCUUCGGAUGUUCUUAGACUCACAGAACAGAAGACUGCCAGCUGCUAUUGAUCAUGUCUCCAGCACAAAGCCCAAGGUGGCUGCUUGGCAGAGGAGGCCUUUCUUCUGGUGGCCGCUCAUUUCUCCUUCAGCUGAAGCUGGUGCUGGCCUUGGAGCUCACAUGCCCACAGAGCUUUCCCAUAUGUAUCAUCAUCUUUAAUCUGUACAGUCUCCACACUUCACCUCUCUACCUCUUGCCUCCAAAAUGGAGGGAUAAAGGCUGCAUGAGGCCAUGUGGCCAUGUCCUGAGGUGCUGGUAGGGUUGUGAUGCUUUAAUGUUUACAAGGUUGUGACACCUGUUCAGCCCCAGUAGGACAGAGCUAAAGGUGGAGGGAACAGCCUUUUCUGUUUGGUUCCUUCUAGGUUUUUUGUGUUCUCUAAAAGGACAGCAGAGCUCGAAGAAAUUAGUAUGCAGGAGCAUCCGCUUUCCAUUUGAAAUGUACCGAGUGUGAUGUUUGCAACUAUGGUUUGAGGGGAAGAAAAAAGCAGCCAGGGUUUGUAGAAGUGCUUGCUCUUUGAGGGAGGCAGGAUUUUCCCUGCAGCGAGAGCUACCCACCGGAACGUUCUCGUACCUCAGGCAGUGAUGCUGGCAUCCAGCUGAUCUUCUUCAGUGAUAAAUGCAGCCAGAAGCUGACAGGUCUUGCAGCUUGGAAAGAAAUACAGGAUAACUAACGUGGGCUUUUAUUGGGAACCUGAUGCAGAUUUAGCAGGAGUGAAAGCCCCCAGUGGUGGUCAGGAUGGUGGUGGAUAGGGAAGGCUGAGUGCUGGCAUUGCUGCUGAGCUGUGGCUUUGCUGUUUCCCUUGUUUCCCACCUCAGUUCCUUAGUUCCAGAACUGCUGAAGGCAUACAGCACUUCCUUUCUUCUUUUUUUUUUCCUACUUCUUUUUUUCUUCUCACCAGCACAGGGUGAGCUCAUGCCUUCCCACAGCCUACACUGUAGGUCUUAAGAAAUGAAUGUGUAAAUAUUUUGUCUCUCACAGCAGCCCAAGGUCAUCUUUCUGGAACAGCAAACAGGCACAGAAUCCAAAGAAGAUCAGUCCGUCAUGUGAGUAAGGUUAGCAUCUGCACUUACAAAUGACAAAGGCUAUUAAUCCUCAUGCUGUAAUCCCCAAGCUGUUUGCCAGCUGGCAGCAGGAAGAUGUUCCUGCUCAGCCCACACAGCUAUCCAUGUUUUUCACCUUUGUGAAGCAGAUAUAGGUCAAUGCUGUAGCCUGGAUAAAGAACUUGGUAGGCAUCAUUCAUCUUUUCUAGUGUUCCAUUCCCUCCCUUCUCCAUGCAAACCACCUGUCUGUAUUGGGGUGCAGCAGGAAUGCUGCAGGCUUCCCCCCACUUCAGAAUAGGGCACUGUAGGUCCCCUGUGCUCCCACAUUGGAGAAGAAUCAGGGAAUACCCAGGAGUUGGGUAUGGAAGGUAAAAGUUCAGCAUCAAUCAUCAUCUGGGGACCAGUGGGGAAUUUGGGUCCUGCCUGCCAUGGGUUCAGACCCAACCACAGUCCUGCUGCUGGUGAGAUGGGAGGAAGGCUGCCUGUUUUCCUCAUCCCAGUUGUUUUGUUAACACUUUCCAGGUGCUUUUCCUUCACACCAUCUCCCAUCCUUUCAUUAAUAUCUGCAGAGAUCUGCUCCAAGUCAGGGCCAUGCCUGGCAGCAAUAUCUUCUGUUCAUGGUGCUCAGGACAAAACCUGUUGUCUGGUCUCUUGCUGUCACCAUGUAGCAUCUUUAGCACAGGGUUUCCAAUUAAACCAAUCCCAUCUCCUUCCCGUUGGCACAGCUCUGAGUUUUGUCUUGUUGUGCUCUGUUCUCUUCUGUGACUCUUUCCCAUCAGAGUUUGGCCUUCUGUUUGUCAUGAAGAGUAAACGAAGAAUUCAUUUAGUAGACUUAGCAUUUAAAUACCACGUGGCAUUUAUAUAUGUGUAUAUAAAAACGUUUUUUAGGUAUUGUGCCCCCAAGGCCUUUGCAUGCAGCACGGUUCAAUGUAUAUCUGACUAUUGAUUUAAGCACACCGUACUAAAUAAAUCAUUUCUUAGUGCACGUUAGCUUCUUUCCCUUCUGGAACAGCACACCAUUUCUGGCAGGGUUGGUUUUUAUGUCUUACUGUUGCAUUUUCAGCUGGGCACAUUCUCCCACGCAUCCCAGGACAUGUUAUAGCACUUCAUGUCCACAGCAAGGCUUGUGGGGCUUGAAUUUCUUGCUCGGUUAUAAAUACGUUUAUAGAAGGGGAACUGUUCAUACUUGUAAAGUUAUACAAAGCAAAUUGAUAUCCCCUUUUCACUUCUGUAAAGGUUCAAAGGUUGCACUGAAAAACUGUACUUUCUGUGUAGCUAAUAAAGGACUGGAACUGU
Molecule: messenger RNA, 10051 nt
Organism: Coturnix japonica (Japanese quail)
Lineage: Eukaryota; Metazoa; Chordata; Aves; Galliformes; Phasianidae
Gene: SYT16
Product: synaptotagmin 16
Biological process (GO): virion assembly
Molecular function (GO): nucleic acid binding; phospholipid binding; zinc ion binding
Source: RefSeq, a predicted model, not a curated record